Messenger RNA from Acanthochromis polyacanthus (spiny chromis), 2327 nucleotides. RefSeq names its product SRY-box transcription factor 2 (gene sox2). The transcript has a single exon. The record is from RefSeq and is a predicted model, not a curated record. Gene Ontology annotation, biological process: cell differentiation; anatomical structure morphogenesis; regulation of DNA-templated transcription. Bases 435 to 1400 code for a protein of 321 amino acids. Lineage: Eukaryota; Metazoa; Chordata; Actinopteri; Pomacentridae. Gene Ontology annotation, molecular function: DNA-binding transcription factor activity, RNA polymerase II-specific; RNA polymerase II cis-regulatory region sequence-specific DNA binding.
AGCCCAGUCACAUGAAUGGUUGUCUAUUAACUUGUUCAAAAACUAUCUGGAGUUGUCAAGGCUCAGGCGGACAGAGGCGAAAAAGUGCAGUUUGUUGAUGCUUUUUCGGAGAAACGACGGCAGAAGUUUUGUGGACACAACAUAGCAGGGACCUAUUGGGAGAAGAAGGCUCUCUGUCACACACACUCCUCUGACACACACUCAGUGAGAGGGAGAGAGAGAGAGAGGGAGAGAGAGAGCGAGGGAGAGAGUGUGUUGGAGACGCGCUCUGAUGCUGGUUGUUUUUGUCCAGAGAAAAAAGUUGCAGAGAAAAUCGACAGGUAACUUUUAGCAGCAGUCCUGCGCUCCUCACUGUCUGCCUCCGGCUUGUGGAGUUUGUCUCUGGCUUUUUUUCCCCUCGUCUGCUCGGGAGCUCCAACUAAAAGCUGUUCCUGAUGUAUAACAUGAUGGAGACUGAACUGAAGCCCCCAGCUCCCCAGACCAACACGGGGGGCACGGGCAACACCAACUCCACCGGCACCGGCACCAACCAGAAAAACAGUCCGGAGCGGGUCAAGAGACCCAUGAACGCGUUCAUGGUGUGGUCCCGGGGCCAGAGGAGGAAGAUGGCGCAAGAAAAUCCCAAAAUGCACAACUCGGAGAUAAGCAAGAGGCUGGGCGCAGAGUGGAAACUUCUGUCGGAGAGCGAGAAGAGACCUUUCAUCGACGAAGCCAAGAGGCUGCGGGCCCUGCACAUGAAGGAGCACCCGGAUUACAAAUACCGGCCCCGGCGGAAAACCAAGACCCUCAUGAAGAAGGACAAGUACACCUUGCCCGGCGGGAUGCUGGCUCCGGGAGGGAACGGGAUGGGACCCGGGAUCAGCGUGGCGGGGACCGGGCUGGGCGGUGGGGUGAACCAGCGGAUGGACAGCUAUGCGGCGCACAUGAACGGCUGGACCAACGGGGGCUACGGCAUGAUGCAGGACCAGCUGAGCUACCAGCACCCGGGGCUCAACGCGCACAACCCGAGCCAGAUGCAGUCCAUGCACCGCUACGACAUGAGCGCCCUGCAGUACAACUCCAUGACCAGCACUCAGAGCUACAUGAACGGCUCCCCGACAUACUCCAUGUCCUACUCCCAACAAAGCACGCCGGGAAUGACCGCCCUGGGCUCCAUGGGGCCCUCCUCGGUGGUGAAGUCCGAGUCCAGCAGCUCCAGCCCGCCCGUCGUCACCUCGUCGUCCCACCGGGCCGCCCCGGGCUGCCAAAGCGGAGAUCUGAGGGACAUGAUCAGCAUGUACCUGCCCGGGGCGGAGGUCAGCGAGCAGAGCGCCCAGACCAGGCUACACAUGUCCGGGCACUACCAGAGCACCGUGCCCGGGACGACGAUCAACGGCACGCUGCCGUUAACACACAUGUAAGAGACACACAGCAGACAGAGAAAGAGAGAAAGAGAGAGAGAGAGAAAAAAGAACUUUUAUAAGAGAAACUGUGGACUACUUAACGUUGGACUAUUUUUGUACAGAAAAAUUUCGGGGUGGGAAAAGUUGUAUAGAAGUCUCCAGGACAAAAAGGACACGACUCUUUUUUUUCUUUCAUUUUAUUCUAAGGAAGCUCUAGAGGAACGGUAGGAGAUCCCCUGUUCACUGGUGGAUGAAGUUUGGAAGACUAGAAAGUGGGAGUCGCAAUCAAAUGUUUUAUUAUUGCAAUCACCUUUUGUACAGUAUUUAUCAAAGAAACAUUACAAUCAGAUGAAAUUGUUUGUUAAACUGCAAGAGGUUGCAUUUUUCUUUUCUCUUUUUAUAUAAAAGCAACGCCGGUUCUGCAGAAAAUAUUAAAAGUGAAAAAUGGCAGAACUGGGAAUGAUAUGAGAGCGAUCAGUUAUGCUCCUUAAUUACUGCAAACAUUGGAAAGAAAAGGGACAUAAAAGCAAGCAGGUAAUACUGUUUUGUUAUUUUUUUUUCAUUUAAGGUCAAUAUUACUAAACAUUUUAAUUUCUUUGAAAAAAAAUACACUUUUUUUCUGUCAUACAGCUUAAAAUAUAGGUUGUUAAUUUAUAUUUCUGUCUCCCACUUUCCAUCUGUUAGAGGUAUGACGCUUGUGCUCUUUAUUUUCUAAUUGAUUUGUACAAUUUCUGUAUAUUUCCUGUGAUAUUUUAAGUUUUUAUUUCAAAAUUCAUUCCCGUAGUUGUAUUUUAAAAAUUGUGGCCUGUACGCAGAAGCCAACCACUCCAUGUAUAUAUACCGAAACUAAUACCAUCCUUAUAACAGUUACAAUUUCAGCUGAGUAUAUUUUUUUUCAAUAUGCAGUUUGAAAUGAAUAAAUUUUGGAAAUUUGGAUACUUGAAA